GGAGGCGAAGAAGUCCUCCUCGACGUCGCCGGCCAGGACGGCACCGAAGCCUUCGAGGACGUCGGCCACAGCGACGAAGCCCGCGAGAUCCUGGACGGUCUCUUCGUGGGGAACGUGAAGCGCAUGCCCGGCGACCCCGCCCCCCGCUCGCAUGCCAACCCCUCCGCCGCCUCGGGCUCUUCCUCCGGCGACGCCGCCGGUCUGGGCGUCGGCCUCUACGCCUUCCUCGUCGUCGGCGGUCUGAUCGCCUACGGCGCCUACCAAUAUCUGCAGAAGGCUUCGCUUGCGUCUGAGCAGUAGACUUCUUUUUUGUUUGUUUGCGGGGUUUUCUUGUGCGUGUGUGUUGGGUUGUUUAUUUCCGGUUUUGUUAUUGAUGUGUGUGCUCAAAAUCCAUACCGUAUGUUCUUAAUUCCCAU
Aspergillus brunneoviolaceus CBS 621.78 is the source of this 416-nucleotide messenger RNA. Its product is annotated as cytochrome b5-like heme/steroid binding domain-containing protein. Gene Ontology annotation, cellular component: intracellular membrane-bounded organelle; endoplasmic reticulum membrane. The transcript is spliced from 2 exons. The annotation marks the transcript as partial. The record is from RefSeq and is a predicted model, not a curated record. Gene Ontology annotation, molecular function: heme binding. Lineage: Eukaryota; Fungi; Ascomycota; Eurotiomycetes; Eurotiales; Aspergillaceae. Gene Ontology annotation, biological process: sterol biosynthetic process.